This is a messenger RNA of Helobdella robusta, 1902 nucleotides long. RefSeq lists its product as hypothetical. The transcript has a single exon. NCBI's taxonomy places the organism in Eukaryota, Metazoa, Annelida, Clitellata, Rhynchobdellida, Glossiphoniidae. The coding region runs from base 1 to 1902 and encodes 633 amino acids. Gene Ontology annotation, biological process: 7-methylguanosine mRNA capping; protein dephosphorylation. The record is from RefSeq and is a predicted model, not a curated record. Gene Ontology annotation, molecular function: ATP binding; protein tyrosine/serine/threonine phosphatase activity; mRNA 5'-triphosphate monophosphatase activity.
AUGCAACUACAACAACAGCAGCAUCAUAAUCAGCAGCAGGAAAUAAAAGUUCCUCCAAAGUGGUUGCACUGUCCCCGACGAAGUACGCUAAUAUCCGAUAAAUUCAUGGUGUUUAAAACACCGCUGGAUGAAAAAUAUAACCGUGAAUUGCCUAAUGAAUACAGAUUCAAUUUAAAAAUGGUUUUUGAAUCUGUUGCAAAUAUGAAACUAACAAUGGGCUUGAUCAUCGACUUGACAAACUCAACAAAUUUCUACAACGUCAACCAUGUUAAAGACAUCUACGAUUGUGAAUAUUUGAAACUAAGCUGCGAGGGAUUUAGCGAAGCGCCGACAGAGGAAAUAACAUCAAAAUUUUAUGCCGUUUGUAAAGAAUUUAUUGAACAAAACCCAACUAAAAUUAUCGGAGUCCAUUGUACACAUGGUUACAAUAGGUCUGGUUUUCUCGUUGCUUCGUAUUUGGUUGAAGUGGAUAACUUGAGUCUGGAGAUGGCACUAAACCUGUUUAAUGAUGCCCGACCACCUGGCAUAUAUAAACAGGACUACCUGGACGAAAUCUGCAAAAGAUUCGGUCAAAGCAGUUCCGCACAAAAAGCACCCCAACUACCUACCUGGUACACUGAUUCAGAUUAUGUUGCUAGAGAUGAUGAUGGAAAUGUAGUUUUGGGCAACAGUUACAGUAAAAUCAAAAUAUGCAAAGGAGAAAACUUAUUUAUGGAUGGUAAAGUUGCGGGUGUAAUUACAGUCAAGGAUGACAAAGAAAUUUCAAGAGUCCAAGAAAAAAUCAAAGUUAUGUGUAAGACGCAAAGCCGGAUUUUUCCUGGGACGCAUCCAGUCAGCAUGAACCAAAAAAAUAUAUCAUUCCUUACGGAGAGGCCCUAUAAAGUUAGUUGGAAAGCUGAUGGUGUCAGGUACAUGAUGCUCGUCGAAAACAAAGACAACAUAUUUAUGGUAAAUAGAGAUAAUACUGUCUUUCAAGUAGUACAAAAAUUAACAUUCAAAAAAAGAAAAGAUUCAAAAGCCAAUCUGAUUGACACUUUAUUAGACGGGGAAAUGGUUCUUGAUCACAUUUGUGAUAAGACAAUACCAAGAUAUCUCAUUCACGAUAUUAUUCGAAUAGAUGGAAACAAUGUGGGCCGUUGGAACUUCGACAAGAGACUGAUGUGCAUAAUGAAGGAUAUCAUUGAACCAAGAAAUGAAUGCAAAGUUAAUAAAUCCACAGAACCAUUUAGCGUCAGAGCUAAACCAUUUUGGAGUAUAACUCAUUCUAAAAGCUUACUUGAUGGAAGUUUUGCAACAAAGGUGUGCCACGAGGUAGAUGGACUCAUUUUCCAGCCAGUUGAUAUGGGCUACAAAAUGGGCCAAUGCAAAGAGAUCUUGAGAUGGAAACCACCUCAAGUUAAUUCAGUUGAUUUUAAACUUUCUCUGAGAACAGAAAUAAAAGAAGGUAUGCUUCCCAAUUUUAUUGGAGAUCUCUAUGCCAGCGGACUGAAUCGGCCUUUUGCAAUUCUUUCUUCUAAGAUGACAAAAGCUAUGAGAAAUCUCGAUCAAAAGAUUAUUGAAUGCAAAUGGGAAAAUGGAUGGGUGUUCAUAAGGCAAAGAACUGACAAGUCAUUUCCCAACAAUUACGAAACAGUGAAAGCUGUUUGCGAGUCCAUCUCACAUCCAGUCAGCAAAGAACAACUGUACGAACUUAUCGACACUAAAAGAUACGACCUCAAUAUAAAACGCAUUGCAAAACCAAACGAGACGAGCUUACAAAGAAAUCAGCAAAAUCCAGAAAAUUUAACACAGAUAAAUAAUGAUGACAACCACCGAUCCAAAGGACAAAAACGAAGUCACAAUCAUAACAAAUCCACGGAAAACGACAUGCAGCCUGCUAAAAUACAGAAACUCUCUCCGUGA